AGUCUCUCUGUGUCUCUCUUUAUGACAAAACUUCACAGAGCCGGUGGAAAAGAGACCUGGAACAAGAUAACCCUGAGACCUGGAACCAAGAACCUGCGAUCUGGGAUCUUGAACCUGGGAGGAAAUAGGAGAGAUCCGAGACUUGGGGAAACCCCAGCUGAGGUUGGACAACUGCCAGAACGUGGGAGGGGUUCAGAAGAGGAAAGGGUGGCACGGGGUAGGGCUCUUGGCGGAGGUGGGGUUAGUGUCUUAGAUCGAGGGCUAAAGUCGAGACAGGAGCUUAGGUUUUUCGUUAGCAUCAGUAAGAGUCGGUGUUCGGACUGAGGGUAAGCUUAAGUGUUACGGGUCGGGUGUAAAGAGGAGGAUAGUUAGAGUUUCAGUCGCUGUCAGGUUUUACGAAUAGAGUCAUAAGAGUUGCGAUGUUAGGGUUGAAUUCGGGGUUGAGUUAAGAGGAGGGCCAAGAUUGAAAUUGGAGUGAAUUUCUUUUUUACGUGGUUGCCCGCAGCAGCGUGUUUCAGUGGAGCCCCAGAACUAGGUUUGGGUUAGUGGUAGCGACAGCGACGGGAGCUCGUCUCCUGCUAAGGUUAGGCUCAGGUUUCGUGACAGCGAGACAGUGACGGGGUGCGGGUUGGACUCUGGGCCGGGUUGGUGGCAGCGAUCUUGACAGGUCCUCCUCGGGUUGGGCUCCCCGCUCGUGGUGCUGUGACGAUGGCAGCCGGCGCGGCACUCCGGGGCCUGCAAGAAUGGUGUCGCCGUCGCACGGACGGAUACCCCGGCGUGAGCAUCACCAACAUGACCUCGUCCUUCCGUGAUGGCCUCGCCUUCUGCGCUAUCAUCCACCACCACCGGCCGGACCUCAUAGAUUUCCACUCCCUGAAGCAGGAAGACGUCUUGAAAAACAACCACCUGGCGUUCUCGGUGGCGGAGCGCGAGCUCGGCAUCCCGGCGCUGCUGGACGCCGAGGACAUGCUGGCGAUGCGGGUCCCCGACCGUCUCAGCGUCAUCACCUACGUUUCGCAGUACUACAACUACUUCAACGGACGUGCCCCGAUUGGAGGAGCCACCAAGAGGCCGUCGGGUCCUGCGGAGUCCGAGCCGUCCACCAAGAAGCCGACCCCCGCGGCGUCUGCUGCGGACAAAGAGAACGUCUUCAAGGGUAACGCGGCGGGAGCUCAGCGCCAUUCUCCCGCGCGCGUCCGGCCGGGGGGGUCUCUGGCAUCGAUAGGGGAGGGGUCCCCCGCCGGCGUCCACGCGCCCCCCACCGUCGCCGUCGCCGCGGCACCCCCCGCGGCCCAGGGCUCCACGUGUACGAUGUGCGGCCUACGCGUGCACCUGGUGCAGAGGCACCUGGUGGAUGGGCGCCUCUACCACCACAACUGCUUCAGAUGCAAGGAGUGCAGCAACACCCUCAUGCCGGGGACGUACAAGGAGGGCAAAGAGCCGGGCACCUAUGUGUGCCAGCACCACCGGGCCAGAUCCAUCUACGCCACCACCAUCAACGCCGGCACGGGCACAACCACCGCCACCACGACCACUCCCGGCACAGCCACCACCACCACUACCGGCACAGCAGCCACCACCACCACUCCUGGCACAGCCGCCACCACCACCACUACCGGCGCAAUCACCACCAGCAGUACCAGCUUCCUGUCCUCUCGGCUGAUGUCACCAAGCACAGCCAGCAGCAGCAGGGCCACGCCAGGCCGAGACGUGCCGACGAUCGGCAAGUUGAACGCCACGGCCACCCCCACCAUCUCUCAGCCGACCACGCCGUCAGCAAGAGAGGGCAGGGGCAUCGGCGCAACCUCCCCGAGCCCGGCCGCGCGUCUCACCGUGUCGCCCGUGCCGGAGAACAGCCGCACCAGCAAGGCCAGGGACACAUUCUUCUUGUCGACGCCGGCGUCAGGGCAGACGGCGCCGGGCUGGGAUAGAUUUGAGCAGAAACUUUCGGGUGGCGGGAGCUCGGACACCCCCACCUCAGGCCGGAGCGGGACCCCCGCCUCCCCGCGCUCGGACAAGAAGCGACACGAGGAGAGAGACAAAGCCAUGGAGAACGCGCGGCAGCUGCUAGCGAGGCGCCUGCCGAUUGGGCAGAGGUCAACGGUGGCGCCGACCACCAACGACCUCUCACCACCGUCUUCCGGAAAACUCUCACCAACUUCCAGGAAACGCUCGCCGGCCUCCGGUAACCUCUCGACAACCUCGGGCGAGACCCCCACGGUGACGCCCGCCGGCCACACGCCGAUCCCCUUGCCACGUCGCACCAUCCCCGAGCUCGUGCCGUCAAAGUGGGAGUCGUCAGUGUCUCCCGUGCCCAAAUACACGCCCAGUGCCACUCCGGAGAAGUCUCCCACCAGGACGAGGUUUGGCACGGGCGACACCGGUGUCGGUGGCGGCAGCGGCGGCAGCGCCGGAACUAGUCGCUCCCCGGUGGCUUCGCUCGCCGAUUCUUCCGUGAAGACUCCCGGUUCCAUCUACGCGGACAUCGUCCUGCGGAAGGCGACAACACCUGGGCAGCCGGCCGGGUUCCCAGAAAAAUCCUCAGCGUCGAAGAGCGGUGCCGGCGCGUUCGGUGUGAAGCUACGUCCCACCAAAUCGCCCACUCCGGUUGCGGGCGCGGGCACCACCGCCACCGCUGGUGGCACGACCCCGGCAGCCACCAAGACCCCCAGCGGCACUACCUCCGGCACCACCACGUUCGUCCCGGAGAGUGGCAGGGCUCAGUCGGUCACCGUCACCGUCACCAUCCCCGAGCAGCCGAGGCCGGUCGAUGGUGGCGGCCACCGCAGCACGGCGCAGUGGGAGGUGCCCGUCUCUCCGCCCCAGACAGGGUCUCCAGGCUCCGCUCUCUUUGGGCACGGAGACACGAAAGGUCGUGGCGGGUCUCCCUCCAAGACCGCCGAGACCCACAAAAAAACGUUCUGGAAGAAGAAUCCUGCUCCGGGAUAUGGAUACCCCCCAAAUCGCAUGCCGCGACGCAAGCCGGACACGUACAUGCCCCCGGAGCAAAUCCAGGCGGAGUUGAACUCCAUUUGCUUGAGCCUGGAUGAGAUGCAGCAGAGGGGAGUGCUGCUGGAGGCAGAGCUGAGGAGCUGUGAGGGAGGAGAUGGCGAAGAUGAGCUGCUCGUCAAUUGGUUCCGACUCAUCCAAGAAAAGAACCUGCUCGUGCGAAAAGAAUCUGAGCUGGCAUACAUCUCCAAGCAGCAGAUCCUGGAGGAGCGCCAUGCCGAGGUGGAGGACCAGAUCCGGCGGAUUAUGGGGCGGCCCGAGGCGGAGAAGGAUCGAGCACACGAGCAGGAGCUGCUGGAUGAGCUGAUAAAGAUCGUGCACGAUCGUAACCUCAUCGUGGAGAACCUCGAGAGGGACCGUCUGCGAGAAUUAGAAGAAGACAAGGCAUUGGAGGACAUGCUGUCUACAAAAGAUAUCUUCAAGAGCCAGGAGGCGGGCCAGGAGACGCCCAAGGACACUGGAAAGGAGACGCCCAAGGAGAAGAAAGAGAGGAAGAGGGCCGAGCAGGAGAAGAAGGACCUUGAGAAGAAGGAGAAGAUCAGGGCAGAAAAGGAGCGGCGGGAUCAGGAAAAGCAGGAGAGGCUACGAGCCGAGAAGGAACAGAAGGAAAAGGAGAAGCAGGAGAAGGAGAGGCAGCAGAAGGAACAGAAGGAAAAGGAGACAGAGAAGGAGAGGCAGCAGAAGGAGAAGCAGGAGAAGGAGAAGCAGGAGAAGGAGAGGCAGCAGAAGGAGAAGCAGGAGAAGGAGAGGCAGCAGAAGGAGAAGCAGGAGAAGUCAAAGAAAAACAAGGAAAAAGCUGAGAAUAAAAAGAACAAAAGUGACACCCUCACCAGCGAGACGGAAAACGGAAAGAUCGAAGCCUGACCGCCUUGAAGGUGGCUGCAUCAUCGGCAAGCGAGACUUAAAACGAUAACGGCGGUGGGGGGGGGGUGAGGUCACAGCGCCAUUGCAACCCACCCCCUCCACCAUCGCCGUCCAUGCCUUCCCAGUUAGCGCCACUCACGGCUUCAUUUCUCACCGAGUGUUUUCCGAACUGCUGAUACACUGGAGGUGGCACGUGACUAGUAGCCACAACCAUAGCGAAUAUUUUCCGGCUUCGGACCCGGCAGAAAUUAAUCCCUGACCGCCACUUCUUCCAGAGUACGAGUUUGGGGGCCGUCGGGUCGAGGGUGGCGCUUAGACGUGGUUUAAACUAAACUAAAACUUUUUAUUUUACCAGGUAAGGCCCACUGAGCUACGCAGCUCUUUUCAGCAGCGACCUGUCCACAAAUGAUAGCUCAAAUAAGUGGCUUAUGUGGAAAUUUAUAGCAGCCAAAUACUCUUAGUGCAUGUUUCUAAAUGUGGUGGGAAAACCCAGACGACCCGGAGAAAAUCCCCACGGGAAUAACAUUGCAAACGCCAAAUAUACAGGCAUUAGAGUCAGGAUGGAACCCACGACCCCUGUAUACCAGGCGAGGUACUUAACAUCUCGCCACCUGGGCACCAAGGGGGGUGGCGCCACGACACCGACGGCGGGGAUCCGCUGUGUUUUCAUUUUUGAACCCCGGCCGUUUUGAUUUUAGUUGUUUUUGUUUCCUUUUGUGGUUGCACUUUAGGGGUUUUAGACUGCAGUAGUUGUCUGACCGUCUGGGCUAUUUGCACAGCGGCCGGCAAGUGCAUGGGCAAGCUUCAAUUACACUUUACAGUAUAUUUCCCGUUUCUAACAUGUUCUCUUCCUUUUGUAAAAUGUAUACACUGCGAUAUUAAUUGCUGCUUUUGGGACUUAGAAACUCUCUGCAGCCUUAAGCUAGAACACUAUUGUUGCUUCCGAAAUAAAGUUGUGCAGUCUUUGUUAAAAUGGUGAUUUUCUUUUUUAUAUAUACUAAAAAAGACACACACACACAUCGACUUACACAGACAUCGACCAACACACAAGCAAAACGACCCACACACACACAU
Messenger RNA from Lethenteron reissneri (Far Eastern brook lamprey), 4947 nucleotides. RefSeq names its product MICAL-like protein 2. The record is from RefSeq and is a predicted model, not a curated record. NCBI's taxonomy places the organism in Eukaryota, Metazoa, Chordata, Hyperoartia, Petromyzontiformes, Petromyzontidae. Gene Ontology annotation, molecular function: protein binding.